Messenger RNA from Phodopus roborovskii (desert hamster), 1881 nucleotides. It is a transcript of the gene Ccdc27, whose product is annotated as coiled-coil domain containing 27. The transcript has 12 exons. NCBI's taxonomy places the organism in Eukaryota, Metazoa, Chordata, Mammalia, Rodentia, Cricetidae. Bases 4 to 1881 code for a protein of 625 amino acids. The record is from RefSeq and is a predicted model, not a curated record.
UCAAUGAAGAAGGAGAACUUCCCCGAGGAACUCAGCUUGGCAUCCCCCCAGAUCAGCAAGGGCCUGGCACUGCUUCAGAGUGUUUCCAGCCGGGGCUCCCAUGGCCCAGAGAGGAAGCUUCUAGGAGACCAACACAGACCCAGCAAGUCGGCCCAAGCCAUCAGCCGAUACUACCGCAAAGUGAGCCAGCUCAAGAAACUCACUAACCCUAAUGGCUUUGUGUCUGACAUGGAGGAAAUGAGGAAGGCCUUCCUCAUGCGGCCCGGAUGCCCCCAGUUCAGCACCAGAGCCACAUCUGUAUCUCACAUGGGUUCUGCCACCACGGUUGAUCUGCCCAGGGACCCAUGUUCCAGCUCCGGAACUUGGAAGAUGGCUGAGGACCAGCCCCUGGUCAGGCAGGGCUCUGCCACCAGUAUGGAUGGGCGCCCAUUUACAUUCAGCAAGAGUGCUUGCGAGCUCAACUACUCACAGAAGAGGAGUGAGCCCCCAGCCACCAGUCCCUCCAGCAGCCCAACCCUGGUCAAGAGGUCCCAGAGAACCAGAAUACCCUGGUACAUCUCAGUCAUCCACGAGAAGGAUCAUUCCCUGGUCCGGCUGGGAGAGGAACUCCGGCGGCUCUCAGUGUUGGAGACACAGAUGCAGAAGAAAGAUCAGGAGAUCCUGAUGCUCCAGAAGGAGAAGGAGGCCCUGAAGAAGCAGCUGAGAAUCCUUCUCAGAAGCAAAGGCGCAGAAACAUCUUCAGCUUCCGUCAGGAUGGAUCGGUCCAUUGAGGCUGCACUGAAGCUGGGGAGGCUGAGCAUGCUGAAGUCCAUGUACAAAGAAGAGGAUGAGUUACAACGCUGGAUGCAGAUGCAGGACGACUACAACGUGGUAGAGAACAGGGAGCUGCCAAUGGAACCAGGAAGUGUCGUGGAGGAAAAGGGCCCUGAGGGGCCCUCAGAAGAGGCUGCCAGGACUAGGAGCAGCAUGGUCAAGGGGGACACUUUGCAUGAAGUGGACGCUGAGGAGGAGGAGGAAGCCAAGGGAACAGAGGAGGAGGAGGAGGUAUUGGUAGAGGAGGAAGAGCUGUGGGAGCUGAGAGAGGCGGAGGAGCAGCGCCCCAGGAAGUCAUACUCCCUGACCGAGUCCUUCGAGGAGGAGUUGAUGGCCCAGCUGGAGGAGUACGAGCGUAUGUUGAUGGACUUCCAGAAUGAGCUGGAACUCACCAGGGCCAGAUAUUCCCUGGCCACAGGAACAAUCACUUCAUUACAAAGGCAGACCGACUUCCAAGAGUCUAGGCUGCGAAAGGUCACCACCGAAAAUGAGCUUCUGGAAAAGGAACUCCGUGAACGAAAGCGGCAGAUACAGACCAUGACCAACAAGUUUUCCAGCCUCCGGGAGGAAAAGAAGCAGCAGGGGAUAAUGGGACUCAUUGAGAAGGAAAAUUUUACCCUCCGACAGCAAGUAUCUGACUUGGAGACAGAGCUCCUCAAGCGUGAUCAAGUCAUCGCAGAGCUGCACAGCAAAACUGGCGAGCUACAGACUCAGGUGGCCCUGAGCGAGGACCACCUGAGAAGGUGGAAAGAGCUGCACGAUGACCUCCAGAAUCGGAAUGAGACAAUUCAGCAAGCAGAGCAACAGACUCGUGUGGUCCUGGAGUCCUGUCAGGCCAGGCUCGAGAGACUAAGAAAUAAGAUCAUCCAGGCCGUCUUCAGUGUCAGUGGGACCAAGAGCUUGUCCACUGAGCUCUCUGACAACUACAUCCUGGAGUCCCUGCAGAGAAUCAUCUCAGAGAGAAGUGACUUCUAUAGUCAGCUGAAACAGAAAGGCGUAAAGGUGCCCCCGCUGCAACAGUCAGACAUCUCCCUGCCCACCAAGAUGAAGAAGUUAUCUCCCAAGUAG